Messenger RNA from Perca flavescens (yellow perch), 2002 nucleotides. It is a transcript of the gene stard3nl, whose product is annotated as STARD3 N-terminal like. The record is from RefSeq and is a predicted model, not a curated record. Lineage: Eukaryota; Metazoa; Chordata; Actinopteri; Perciformes; Percidae. Gene Ontology annotation, cellular component: endoplasmic reticulum-endosome membrane contact site; endoplasmic reticulum membrane; late endosome membrane. Bases 354 to 1040 code for a protein of 228 amino acids. Gene Ontology annotation, biological process: cholesterol transport. The transcript is spliced from 9 exons. Gene Ontology annotation, molecular function: cholesterol binding.
AUCCCAGAAUCCUUCGCGUCCGCUUCUUCCUUCCGGGCUACCUCCAUCCUGUCCGAGCCAGGCGACAGAGAAACGGAUGACUCGUCUGCUGCGUUGAAGUUAAAACCUGCCGACUGAAACUUUCCUAACGGUGGUUCAGACAAAUUAUUAACUCUCCAAGGAGCUAAUUAGUUUGAAAAGAUGCAGUGAUGAAGUUAACCUCUAAAGAGUGAGUCCACAUCCUAGAAAACCGGCCUGGCUUCCUGUUCCAAUGUCCCGCCACCUGUGACUCCAGCUGAGUGCACCUUCUGUUGACCAGCAGGGCGGCGCUGGCUCUUCUCGGGGGGGGUGUCGGUGGGGGGUUGAGACCAGAGAUGGAAAGCCGAUGCAGCAGUAGCGCCGAUUCGCGGCUGGCAGGCAGGGGGCCCGGGUCCAACAACAGCACGCCUUUCUGCGCGAGAGGGGAUUCAUACGAAGCUGGGGAGAAGAAGUGCAUCUCGGACGUGAGGAGGACCUUCUGCCUCUUCGUCACCUUUGACCUCUUGUUCAUCACGAUGCUCUGGAUCAUAGAGCUCAAUGUGAACGGCGGCAUUCAGCAGCAGCUGGAGAAAGAAGUCCUGCACUAUGACUACCACGCCUCCUUCUUCGACAUCUUUCUGCUGGCUGUUUUCAGGUUCACCACUCUCAUCCUGGCGUACGCCGUCUGUAAGCUUCGCCACUGGUGGGCCAUCGCAAUCACCACUGCAGCCAGCUGUGCUUUCCUGAUUGUUAAAGUCAUUUUAUCAAAGCUGCUGUCCCAGGGGGCCUUUGGGUACCUGCUGCCCACCAUCUCCUUCGUGUUGGCCUGGAUAGAAACAUGGCUGCUCGACUUCAAGGUUCUGCCUCAGGAGAACGAAGACGAAAACCGAUAUCAGUCCAUCAUGGACGCCACGGAGCGAGUUCCUCCCCUGGGACCGGGUCCUUUAUCUGACGGACAGUUCUACUCCCCACCAGAGUCCGUGGCAGACUCUGACGAGGAGCUGGACGACAAACACGAUCCAGAAAUAGGACUCAUCCAGUAGCGAGCUAACAGGAUAUCCGUUGUACUACUGAGGGGAAUCUCUGCCUUACACGUUCUGCCGUUUCAGCUUGGAUUCACCUCAAAGACGUCUCUGUUUAUUCCUCCUCACCGAUGCACCUCUGUUUCUGAUAUAUCGGCCUGCUGCAUGUGCACCCGGGACUGGAAGAAGUGCCGCUUAAAAUGCAACGUCAUUAAUCACGACUCAUUCGUUUUCAGGGUGUUUUUUUUGUUUUUUCCCUCACAUUUAAUAAAACUCUAUAGCUCAGAGGGAAAUAAAUAUGAAAGGAUAUUUAUACACAAACUGGCACGUGUCUCAGAUGGGAAUAAUUAGAAUUUGAAUAAGAAUUAAGUCAAUAAAUUUGAGAUCUAUUUUCAGUGUCAAACCCAUAAUUCAGUGUUUUUUGUUUUUGUUUUGUUUUUUACAGUUAUUUCUUCUCUACGGUAUUAAUGUCUUAUAUUUCCAAUGUCAUGUUUACUUUUAAUUUGGGGAUCAUUUGUACGUGCUUGGGUUUGAAGUCACUGUAAAGGCAAAAAUAGAUAGACUGGCCAGUAUUGAGCUUAUGGAUCACGUUUGAAGCAAACGCGAGACGAAAUAUUAACAAUUUACUGUGUUUAAUAACUCUGAAAUGUAUCUGACUACUUCCGGGUCUUUAAAAAGAAGGUGAAACAACUCUGUGGAAAUUUUAAGAAAAAUUGCCUGCUUCUGGAAGAGUGAAGUAUUAUUUUACUUUAAAACUAAAUGAGCCAUAAAAUGUGCGGCACUUAAAUAUGAAGGUUUGAGCUGCUCUGUGUCAACUGUUAACUGCUCUUAAAACGCUGCUAGUCCACACAGAGGGAGCUCCAAGAGCUGAGAAACAUAUGUGUAUAUAUAAAAAUAUAUUCAUGCAUGCCUUGCAAGCCAAGUGGUUUUGCUUUUAUGAAAAGCUUGUCUGUAAAAUAGAAUCAAUAAAAUGUGAAAUCUUG